Molecule: messenger RNA, 830 nt
Organism: Porites lobata
Lineage: Eukaryota; Metazoa; Cnidaria; Anthozoa; Scleractinia; Poritidae
Source: the annotation of a GenBank genome assembly
AUGUUGUUGCGUCAGGCGUGUAGUACAUUAAGGAUGGGUUUAGUUCGCAGAUCAAUGGCUACUGCUGGUCGGCGGCCAGAUACGCCUCAAAGGAUGGUGAGUCUGUAUGUUUAACAUAGCACUUUUCCAUUCCUGUGAAUAUUAGCCUUAUCCUUGUUUAUUUUCACUGGUUAAUUAAGCUUUAACUGUUGAAUUUACUAUUGGAUUUUCUUUUCUUCGUUUGUUUUUUUUCUUUGUUUUAUUUUUCUGGUACUGUGCUUUCAGUUUAGAAAAAAAUAAAGGUUAGGUGCUGCGAUUUACUCACAGAGUCAAAUAUGUAUCGAUCUAGACCAUUCCAGCACAGGUUUACCAUCUGCCUUAAUUGAAAUAUUGAUUUAAUCUAUUUACUACACCUUGCUUGGUCAUAAAUAGAUGCCCUGCAAUAUGCAGUCCUUCGAAGUUGUUUAUUUAUUUUGCUUGUGGGUAUGGUAAAACCUAUAUUUGGAAAAUUUUCACGCAAAAGUGGAGAUACGAUGAUAACGUUGAAUUUAACCUGCAUUAAACUUUUGGUUAUCCACAAAUACAAGACUGUUAUAGACUUUUUUCACUGUAGGAAAGUUGAGGGCUGACUCAGAAAUUAGGGGGCAAAUUUGUAAGGGUGUAAUUCACUAGCGGGCAAACUCACUGAUAUUCUUAGAAUUGGGUUAUAGUUCUGAAAGUUAAACUUUGAUAUGUUUCUUCCUCAGACACCUCUUCACCAAGCUGUUGCUUUCACAGCCAUUUUCUGUGGAGUCCUUGGGCCCGGAGUUUUGCUCAUGUUGACACGCGAGAAACCUAUCAGCGAACAUUGA